Molecule: messenger RNA, 1160 nt
Organism: Hypoxylon fragiforme
Lineage: Eukaryota; Fungi; Ascomycota; Sordariomycetes; Xylariales; Hypoxylaceae
Exons: 1
Coding region: 684-923 (79 amino acids)
Source: RefSeq, a predicted model, not a curated record
CAGUCAAAUGAAAUCGAUCAAUUGCGUUGUUAUCGAUGAUUCUUAACGGCAUCAUUUGGCUUUCGCUCACGAGGACCCCGAAUUGCAUCGAAUCCAUCGGGAGAGUCAAUAAUCGUGGAUGUUUAUUUCCAUUCGCGUCUUGAAUCGGGGAGGAUGUUUGUUCGUCCUGUAAAGUGACCUUGAUCUUGCACUGCUUGCCUUGGAUCUGGAUGGCCAUGACGUCUUUCCAGAAUAUGUAUGUCGGCGGUGGCGAGAAGAUCAUUCGUCCAUUGCCUAGUCGUCUGCCAUGGUGGUCCUCGAAAAGCUCAAUGAAGUCGAUGUCUCCGCAGGCUUUGAAGGAAGACCAGAUGUCGUGAGCGGUGGCAUUAUUCGGGAGCCAAUCUAGGCGUAAUACAAUCUUGUCCCAGGACAUCCAUAUCGGUUUGGCGCCGGUUCGGUGGGCAUUUAUGUUUUUGUUCAUCAUGUUGGCUAUGUUGGCCAAAUGGCCUUUUUCUUGUCGUAUAGCCAAUGGUUGUUUUCGAAUAUGUCUAGGACUCAAACCUCCGCGUCUUGCUUGUCCGCCUCGAAAUGGGUUGAAUUCGUCCUCUGGGGAAUAAUUUGGAGCAAGGUUAGGAAAGUCCCCGUCACUUGGUGGGUUUUUACGAUCAGUUGGUGACACAGGAACAUAAGAUUGAUCUAAGGUUAUGACCUUGCCACCUGCCUUGCUCCUUCCGUUAGGUUCGGGGGUGUGGCUUCUUUUCGGAUUGGCUGCAGGCGGAGAACGAGGAAGCAUCCCCGGUUCAAUCCACUCAUUCAGCUCCGGCCGGGUGGGACCUUCCUCGAUAUUUCGGUCCAUUGGGUCCUUAGUGUAUAAUAAGCUUUGCACUACUUUGAUCUUGGAAGCUGCUGCCUUAUUAGUCAUUUUGCUUUAUGAUGGAAGGUGAAUAUAGGGGUCUAGCUUGGAUGUGGAAAAGGAAGGAAGGCAAAAAGGGGCUGUUGGGUCACGUGGAGAGGAGGUCAUCCAUUAACAUGAGGUUCAUUGAAUAACCAAACACGCCGAUGACAACUGGGAAUUGGUAUAGUAACACGAAAUGAAAAACAAAGGCUCGAUGCAGGGGAACAAUAUGAUGAAGGCGAUACUUACGAGAUAUUGUAGGUAUAAGUCUUAACUUCAAAGAUUG